Messenger RNA from Sebastes umbrosus (honeycomb rockfish), 5811 nucleotides. It is a transcript of the gene rab33a, whose product is annotated as RAB33A, member RAS oncogene family. The transcript has 5 exons. Gene Ontology annotation, cellular component: Golgi apparatus; endosome. The record is from RefSeq and is a predicted model, not a curated record. NCBI's taxonomy places the organism in Eukaryota, Metazoa, Chordata, Actinopteri, Perciformes, Sebastidae. Bases 1768 to 2610 code for a protein of 280 amino acids. Gene Ontology annotation, biological process: Rab protein signal transduction. Gene Ontology annotation, molecular function: GTPase activity; GTP binding.
UCUGUUACAGCAUAUACUGCUCCACAACUCUGAGAGGAUGUUCCCCUACUUGUGAGCAAUGUGAUGUUAUGCAAGUGAGACUUCGGAUUUGAUUUUUAAAGAAUACAUGGAUACAGCACCUUUUAUUUAUUUAUUUUUUUGACAUUUAUUAGUUUUUAUUUUCACUCUUACGGAAGUAUAAUAUGGACAUACACAAUGAUUUAUUUUAUCUAUUCAUGUUCCUCUUAAAGACUGAGUGGCAGCUGCUAUCAAAUCAACAAAGGAAAUCCCAAAUUGGAAAAAAAAUUACGGCGAUGAUGAGCAAUUUCAGUUGUCCUACACUUGGAUGUAGCACAUGUGUGUAGUACCACAACCACAGACGAAAGCUUGAGAACACAACGUUGUUUUGGUGUGUAUACGAAUGCAUCCAAAUGUGUGUAUGAGUAGUAAUACAUUGUUACUUUGCCUCGUGCAUGUGCACGUGUAUGUGUUGUAAUAAUGUAAUUAAUAUACAUCAUUAAUUAUCAUUUCAUUGUUUGUUAACGCUAAAAUAACUAUUAACUAAUUUAAUUAUUUUAAAUUUAAGAUUUAUUAAUGAUGGUUAUUAUAAAGUGUUGCCGGAGAUCUUAUAUUAAUAAAUUGUUAUGUAAUGAUUAGUUCAUGAAUAUCAUGAAAGUGGUCAAAGCAGUCAGUAUGGUCGAUUUACAUAUUUGUGAACUAAUCAUUACUUAAUAAUUAAUUAAUAGAGGAUCUCCCACUCUAUUGUCUAGUAGCUCAUCAUUAGCUAAUAUAUAGUCCUCCAUAGGUAUUUAAGAAGUAUUUAUUAAUGAUUCAUCAAUUAUCAAGUCAUUCUUUAUUUGUUCCUCACUCGUUUCUCAAAUCAAUAAUCAUUACCUAAUCAUUAGCUACUCUAUAUCAUUUGAUUAGGAGUUACUGGUGAACUAAUGGCUCACUAGCAGUUAGUUCCUCAUUUGUUCCCUGGUAACUACUCACAUUUUCGUGCACAGUAUUGUAAAGUGUUACCCAAUGUAUUACUACUACUUGAAUGUAUGUAUGUAUGCUAUAUUUCACUCAGCUGGUUUGUGUUCACCAGAAUGUGAAUGUCCCACUGAGCCUCACGUCCAGACAAACAGGUCUUUGACUGAGGAAGAAGGGAGCUUUGUCAGACACAAGCGUUGGGACUGUUCCUCACAGCGCCAGUGUGUGUGUUUGUUGUGCAUGUGUGUGAGAAAGAGAUUAUGUGUGUCUCUUUGAGAGACAGUGAGUAUGUCUGUGAGGAAGAGAAUGUGUGUGUGUGUGUGUGUGUGUGUGUAUAUGUGUGUGAGUGUGUGAGUGAGUGAGUGUGCGUGUGUGAGUGUGUGAGUGUGUGUGUAAGAGAGACAUUGACUUAGAAAGGGAAAACGGGACAAGUGUAUGGUAUUUCUGUCUGCACGUCAGUCUGAUAUCAACAGACAGGGAGUGUGUGUGCACGUGCAUUCUGUAUGUGUGCACAAUUGUGUGUGUGUGCGCGCGUUUCGUGUUGAUUUUUUUUGCUGUUGUUUGUUAAAAAUCGAAGCAAAGCAGCUCGCACACGGGACAGCACCUCGCACAGCUCCAUUUCAUACGUGCUUCUCCCUUUAAGGCCACACUGAGCUGCUGAAGGAGCUGGUCUCUUCCUUCCUUCCUCCUCCUCCUCUCCCCUCCCUUCACUCAUCCAUCCAUCCAUCCGUCCACCUCCACCCCCUCACCUCUCCUCUCCUCUCCUCUCCACACACGCACACCGACUUGCGCAUCGCCUCCUCCGGCACAAUGACCAACGAUUCCCCGGAGGAGGAGACCCGAGCUCCGGGAGGAGGAGGAGGAGUAGGAGGUGGAAAAGGAAUCACACGAAGGAACCGAGCGGACGACAAUGUCACCAUCCUGACAUCCUCCAUGGAUUUACAGAGAGCCGGCCGGAGCCGAGCCAGCAGCAGCACCGAUGCCGCCCCGCCGAGCAUCACGUCCUCCGUGGACCUGAGCAGCUCCUCCCUGGAGCUGAGCAUCCAGACGCGGAUCUUUAAGAUCAUCGUCAUCGGGGACUCCAACGUGGGGAAGACCUGCCUCACCUUCCGCUUCACCGGGGGGAGCUUCCCCGACAAGACCGAGGCCACCAUCGGCGUGGAUUUCAGGGAGAAGGCGGUGGAGAUUGAAGGGGAGACUAUCAAGGUGCAGGUAUGGGACACAGCAGGCCAGGAGCGCUUUCGUAAAUCCAUGGUGGAACACUACUACCGCAAUGUCCACGCAGUGGUCUUCGUGUACGACGUCACCAAGAUGACUUCCUUCCGCAACCUACAGACAUGGAUAGAGGAGUGCAAUGGCCAUCGGGUCUCAGCAUCAGUACCUCGAGUCCUGGUGGGAAACAAGUGUGACCUCGUGGACCAAAUACAGGUGCCAUCCAACACGGCGUUGAAGUUUGCCGACUCCUACAACAUGCUGCUGUUUGAGACGUCGGCAAAGGACCCGAGGGAGAGCCAGAACGUCGACUCCAUCUUCAUGUCGCUGGCCUGCCGUCUAAAGGCCCAGAAAUCCCUGCUCUACAGAGACGUGGAGAGAGAGGACGGGAGGGUCCGACUCACACAAGAGACUGAAACAAAGAGCAAUUGUCCUUGUUGAGGAAAAGGAGGAGUGGGAGGCAUAAUGGAAGGGGAAGAGAGAAGAGUAGCUGUACAUGUCGAGGAAGAGGAGGCGAAGGGUGAUGGGAGAGUGAGUCUAGUAUCUUUUAAAUUAAGUGCAACUUUUCUGGUUUAGGAGGAGGAUGGGGGGGUGAGGCUGACACUAUAAGAGCAAUGUGUUUCAAGGUAGAGGAGGAUGGGGUGGAAGUGGUAACGCUUGUGCAUCUUGAGGAUGGGGAGAGGGAAGGAGAGAGGGUGGUGAAGUUGAGACAAUGUUGCCUUUUAGACUAGGAAUUCUUCCAUUUAUUCAGACAUACACAGAAACUGAGUAAAUAUACUUUCAGCAUGCCCAGUGCACAGGCAAACACAACACAAGUGAUGAGUCAUUUGUGGAUCUACAACAAACAGUCUUGAUGCAAGGCUGCUGUUCCUAAACCAGCCCUGGUUUGGUGUUUUAGACAGUCAUUACUAACAGCAACAUUCUGUGGUAACACAGUCUUAUUUUUGCAGCCUUGAUUUUCUUCCACAUCCUAGCUGAAAGCAGCAUUUCACAACCUAUUCUACUGCCUUAAAAAGCUGCCUCUGUCUUGGUUUGACAGUAAGAACUCAGACAGGCAAAAGUAGCAUAGAGGUUUCGAGUAUUUUAACCACUCGAUAUGGUUUAUACAAUCAACCAAACACUGACAGCCUCUUACUGUAUGUGGAAAUAUAAGCUAUUUUAAAGGAUGAAUGAGACUCUUUGUUUGUCUCAGAAUUUUAACGUACCUGAUAUCUAUCUGGGUCAAUCCUUCACAAGCAGGACAGUUGACAUAAAAUCACUGUGAGAUUACAAAUACAGGGGGGAGAUGGGAAAACACUUCCCAUAGCGAGCGUUCCCAGGUCAGACGAGAUAUAUAAUCUCUCCAGUGUUUUCUGGGUCUACCUUGGGGCCUCUUACCAGUUGGACGUGCCCGGAAAACCUCCAAAGGGGGGCGUCCAGGAGGAUCCUGAUCAGAUGCCCAAACCACCUCACUGGCCCCUUUAGAGGGGAAGGAGCAGCGUCUCUACUCCGAGCUGCCUCCGGAUGUCUGAGCUCCUCACCCUAUCUCUAAGGCUGAGCCACCCUACAAGGAAACUCAUUUCGGCUUGUAUCCGCGAUAUCAUUCUUUCGUCCACUACCCAAAGCUCACGACCAUAGAUGAGGAUUGGAACGUAGAUGGACUGGUAAAUUCAAGUGCUUUGCCUUCCUGCUCAGCUCCCUCUUCGCCACAGUGGUCCGGUAUAACUGCAGACACAGCACCGAACCGCAGGUCCAUCCCCUGCUCCAUUUUACCCUCACUCGUGAACAGAGACCCCAAGAUACUUAUACUCCCUCGCUGGGGGCAGUGACUCAGUCCCAAUCCGGAGGACGCAAUCAAGGAUUUUCCAGCAGAGAACCAUGACCGCUUCACACUCAGCUGCAAACCGCCCCAGUGCUGCUGAAGGUCACGGCCUGAUGAAGCCAACAGAACCACAUCAUCUGCAAAGAGGGCCCCAAACCGGACAUUCUCCACUCCCCAACUGCGCCUUGAGAUCCUGUCCGUGAAAAUCACAAACAGGAUCGGUGACAAGGGACAGCCCUGGUGGAGGCCAACACCCACUGGAAACGUGUUUGACUUUGUGCCGAGUAUACGGACACAGCUCUCACUUUGGUUAUAAAAGGACCGGAUGGCUCGUAACAACGACCCCGGUACCCCAUAUUCACCUAUAUACACACAUAUAUAAAAAAGUCCAAGUGAGUUGAAAGAACCUAUGUAGGAAGACAACAAGGUUUCCUAAAAGCGGAGUAUCCAGAGAUUGUCAGGCAGCAUGUCACAUAUUGAUUUAGAGGCUGUAAGAUCCUCUUACCCUUAUGCAGGAGAAAUGCACUCUCCUACAAGAAGGGCCGUCAAGCAGGGCUGGACUGGCCAUCUGGCAUACCGGGCAUUUUCCCGGUGGGCUGACGUCCUUUUGGGACGACAUAUGUCUUUCUUCUUUUUUUUUGGACCAUAAAACAGGUAAAUCGGCCCAUUUCUUUUCCAUAAUUGACACUGGGCAGGCCCAAUGGCUCUGUGCCGGGCGGCCACAGUGAGGAGGAGGGAUAGAGAGAUGAGGGAGGGAGUGCAGAGUUUGCGGUAAGCAGUUAUGGGCUGCCUGGCUCAACAUUUGUCAUGAGAGAUGAGCAGUGCUCGAAGUGGACCAGUACGUAGUGGUACGCAGUAUUUUACUCAUUUUACUCCUUGGCGUACCGUGACUUUUUCAUGCGUACCGGAGUUUCUCACAAGUUGCCGGUACUCUCCUCUGCCCUCUCCAUAUCAGGUUCUCUGGGAGAUUCCUAAUGGUGAUACAUAACGGCGCAGAGUAUUUGCGCCGCGUGGGUUCGCGUAGGGAACGGAAGCGACGCGCUAUUAAUCACCGCACGAGCUCGGCCAAAAUGCCAGGGCCGAUCUUUUGUCCCAGUCCAGCCUUGUCGUCAAGGCGAGGCUCCUAUUUAUCAUCUAAUCCUGAUGUAAACAUAUCCCCUCUAUGCUUACCCUCUGCCACAGUGGCUUAUCCAACUUUUCCUUUGUGUACAAAUGCAAAAACACCCAGUGUGUGACUUCGAGAUAGCCAGUCAGCCACAACAAUUCCAUGUUCUGUAAUGAACAUUUUCCAAAUAAAGGCCUGUCUGUCUGUCUGUCUUAGAUGAUGUGCUCUGCACAUCAGUAUCACUGCCUCCAGUCUCAGAGAGAACAGGAAACAUGAUAGAAAACUGUGACCCCUCUAUAGAUACUGGAUAUAUUUAUACUGCUUUGGUAUGAAUGGACUUAAAAGCCUGGUGUCUGUCUAAGAGAAGAGUCCAGGCUGCAUGAAACACUGUGGAAAGCCAUAUUUAUUAUUUACUGUAUGCAGUGUACUUUACAUUAAAAUAGCUCUCAGCUGGGUUGGGGACGGAAGAAAAAACUGUACAUAACUCAAUGUUGGAGCUCCUCUGUAAUAAGGCAUCAAUCCACACGCCUCACUGUGAUGCUGUAACUUUGAUAUAGCAGCACACUCACCAUAUCUCCCCUAAUUGUAACACUGUAGCCUACUUUUGCAAUUCUAUAAAUAUACUUGGAUGCCAUAGGUGAAAAAAAAAAAAUCUGAUCAGUGAGCAAUUUAGACUGGUAUUCCCUCCAAGCUGACAGUCUGAUGACCUAAUUAAUUCGUCCCAUUGAGCCAUUUA